ACACUGUCCUACCGUAGCAACGAUCGAGACGAGUAUGCGGUAUCAUCUUCAAAAACAACACAAAUGUCGACCGCUAUUCCUAAACAGCUUAUGAUUGUAUUGCAAAAUGGGUCGUACAAGGUGCUCUCGUUGGGCGCCGAUGUGCUGCCGGAGUACAAGCUGCAGCCGACGCGCAUCCAUCAUUGCACCAUUGUGCAUUACAGUCCAUUUAAAGCAGUCUGGGACUGGAUCAUAUUGCUGCUUGUUAUCUAUACGGCAGUAUUCACACCAUACGUUGCGGCAUUUCUUCUCAGAGAAUUGCAAGAUACCUCACGUAAGGCUCGAUUUUCGGAGCCGUUGGAAAUCGUGGAUUUGAUAGUGGAUAUUAUGUUUAUAGUGGAUAUUAUUAUUAAUUUUCGCACUACGUACGUCAAUGAAAAUGACGAAGUGAGUUUAGUAGUCUCACACCCGGGUAAAAUUGCCAUCCACUAUUUCAAAGGAUGGUUCAUCAUAGAUAUGAUAGCUGCCGUACCGUUUGACUUGUUGUUAGUCAACACGAACAGUGAUGAAACCACAACCCUUAUUGGUUUACUGAAAACUGCUCGAUUAUUACGGUUAGUUCGGGUAGCGAGGAAAUUAGAUAGAUAUUCUGAGUACGGUGCUGCCGUGUUGUUACUGUUAAUGGCGACGUUCGCUUUGAUCGCUCAUUGGUUGGCUUGUAUAUGGUAUGCUAUCGGUAGUGCUGAAUUGCCACAUAAACGAGAAAUCACCUGGUUACAUCAAUUAUCUCGACAUCUGAACGAACCGUACUUGUCGACAAAUGGCACAGUACCAACGGGUGGACCAUCGUUGAAGAGCCGAUAUGUGACAUCUUUGUAUUUUACACUGUCAACUAUCACUUCUAUAGGUUUCGGCAACGUCUCAGCGACGACGGAUUCCGAAAAGAUAUUCACUAUUAUAAUGAUGAUUCUAGGAUCUUUAAUGUAUGCCUCUGUGUUCGGUAACGUGUCCGCUAUCAUUCAGCGGUUGUACAGUGGAACAGCACGAUAUCACACGGAAAUGUCGCGAUUGCGCGAGUUCAUUCGUUUCCAUCAGAUUCCAAAUCCCCUACGACAACGACUCGAAGAGUAUUUUCAGCAUGCCUGGUCCUAUACGAACGGAAUCGAUAUGAACUUGGUGCUGAAAGGUUUUCCGGAUUGUCUGCAAGCGGAUAUCUGUCUACAUCUUAAUCGGAAUCUUUUGAACAGUUGUCCGGCGUUCGCCGGCUGUACGCCCGGAUGUCUGCGAGCACUUAGUAUGAGAUUUCGUACCACUCACGCACCUCCGGGUGACACUCUCGUGCAUCGCGGUGACAUUCUCACCGGAUUGCAUUUCAUCGCCAGAGGCAGUGUGGAAAUUCUUAAUGAUGACAACACCGUUAUGGGUAUUCUUGGAAAAGAUGAUAUAUUUGGAGAGAACCCGCUUUUGUAUGAAGAUGUUGGGAAGUCAUCAUGUAACGUUCGUGCUCUCACUUAUUGCGAUCUUCAUAAAAUUCUUAGAGACGAUUUGCUCGACGUUCUUGACAUGUAUCCAGAAUUUGCGGAAAACUUCUGCAAAAAUCUUGUCAUCACUUACAAUCUACGUGAUGAAUCGCAGUCAACGAAGAAACGGUUUGAUCGGCACAAGUUGUUGAGGAUGUCAUCUUCACUAAACAAAGAUCGAUUUGGUAGGUCCAUCGAUAUUUAUAUUCUUUUCUUUUUUCAGUUGUUUUUUUGCUUUGCAAGCCUCUUAUGUAGCUCCAAAAACAGCUGCUUAUUUCGCUUUUACCUAUUCUCUUUGAGUAGGAUGCUCGACUUCUUAGAAGCUGACACGCGGGACUUUUUCGUAGUUAUCGCGGAGCAAUAUCUCAAACUUGGGUAA
This is a messenger RNA of Angiostrongylus costaricensis, 1878 nucleotides long. NCBI's taxonomy places the organism in Eukaryota, Metazoa, Nematoda, Chromadorea, Rhabditida, Metastrongylidae. The record is from the annotation of a GenBank genome assembly.